AUGUUGAGGCAGCUUUACUUCACAAUUGGACUCAUACUAUCUAUAGUUUCUGUUUCUGCCGCAGCCACCACCACACCUUUCCAAAACUUGUACACAUUUGAGCCAACAUGGGAGAAUCUUCAUUAUACUCGGUCGGUUGAUUUGAAUCGAGGCUAUGUUAAAGAGACUGACUUGAUUGAUAUCAAAAACAUUGCAUCUACUCCACAGGCAGAGUACUAUUACACUGUCAAUGAUGGGUUUGACAGUGUGAGUAACAUUUCUUAUAUUGAUGUUGUAUCUAUUGAUCAAGCUAUUGAAAUUAAACUUGAGGCAAUUGUCCCUGGUAAAGUUUAUAAAUUUACAUUACCAGCUCCAUUGGCACCUGGGUCAAACAUUGAGAUUGAAGUCAAUUAUGUUUACGCAAAUACGUUGGAGCCUAUUCCCAAACGGAUCAAGUUGGAAGAACUACAACAGCUAUUAUUCAAGACCAACAAGUUCCCUUAUUCUCCGUAUCUUACCAAAGACUACACUUUUGUAUUGACUGGUAUGACAAAAGGUCAAGAAAUGCAAUUGGCAUUGGAGGAUUUAGCCGAUGUACUCGAGACCAAGGACACACCAGAUUUGAAACCAAGGGUAGAUCAAGAUACUUUAAAAUAUGGGCCAUUAGUCCAUGAUAUUGAGCCAUUCACUUUGAAACCAAUGGGAUUAAUGUACGAUCAUAAUCGUCCAUUGACCAAAGUGCUCAAUUUAAACCGAUCAAUUUGGGUGCCUGCAUCAAACAUAAAUCGUGUUUCAAUUGAAGAGUAUUAUGAAAUCACCAAUGCUGGAGCUGAAUUAUCUUCUGGGUUUUCGCGUUUGGAAUGGUUGAAGGGAAGAUAUGAAGCUACAAGAAACCAUUGGGGGUUGAGUCACUUGGAAAUCCCCCUCAAGGAUCGUAAUUUGGAUGAUUAUUAUUAUACUGACAAAGUUGGUGUUGUUUCAAGUUCGAAAAAUAUUGCCAAUUACUUAAUCUUGCAACCCAGAUUCCCACUUUUUGGCAAUUGGCACUACAAUUUUACUUUGGGUUGGUCGGAAAACUUGGACUUGUUUAUUCACAAAUUGCCCCAGACCCAUGGUGGUGGUGCUGAUGAUGAAUAUAUCAUCAAGUUUCCCCUUUUAAACACGGUUCGUGAUGCCACUUAUGAUGAUGUAUACAUUGAUUUCUAUUUACCUGAAGGAGCCCAAUUUGUAAAUGUGUCAUCGUUAUUGCCUUAUGAAUCGGUUAAUGUUGAUAAUGAGUUGUCGUAUUUGGAUGUGUCUAAAGGUCAUGUUAAAGUAACAGUACAUUUCCAAAAUUUGAUUGAUGAUUUACACAAGUUGGAUUUGUUUUUGAUUUACAAGUAUAAUCCAACUAAUCUUUAUAUCAAAGUGGGCAAGAUUGCCGGGUUUGUGUUAGUUGGGUUGAUUAGUUAUUACUUGUUGAAUAUUUUAUAG
Lodderomyces parapsilosis is the source of this 1452-nucleotide messenger RNA. It is a transcript of the gene OST1, whose product is annotated as dolichyl-diphosphooligosaccharide--protein glycotransferase subunit. Gene Ontology annotation, cellular component: oligosaccharyltransferase complex; membrane. The coding region runs from base 1 to 1452 and encodes 483 amino acids. NCBI's taxonomy places the organism in Eukaryota, Fungi, Ascomycota, Pichiomycetes, Serinales, Debaryomycetaceae. The transcript has a single exon. The record is from RefSeq and is a predicted model, not a curated record.